Calidris pugnax (ruff) is the source of this 1134-nucleotide messenger RNA. It is a transcript of the gene RAB25, whose product is annotated as RAB25, member RAS oncogene family. Bases 1 to 678 code for a protein of 225 amino acids. NCBI's taxonomy places the organism in Eukaryota, Metazoa, Chordata, Aves, Charadriiformes, Scolopacidae. The record is from RefSeq and is a predicted model, not a curated record. The transcript is spliced from 5 exons. Gene Ontology annotation, cellular component: recycling endosome. Gene Ontology annotation, molecular function: GTPase activity; GTP binding. Gene Ontology annotation, biological process: exocytosis.
AUGGGCUUGAAAUUAGAGCAGGGCCUCCAUCCUCCUGGAGAUGGGGUUUCUCUUGGGCUUCCAGCCAGGACACCAGUGGUCCUCAUCGGGGAGUCCGGGGUGGGCAAAACCAACCUGCUCUCCCGCUUCACCCGCAACGAGUUCAACCACGACAGCCGCACCACCAUCGGCGUGGAGUUCUCCACCCGCACCCUCCUGGUGGGAGAUGCUGUGGUGAAGGCUCAGAUCUGGGACACGGCCGGGCUGGAGCGGUACCGGGCCAUCACCUCCGCGUAUUACCGGGGGGCCGUGGGUGCCCUGGUGGUCUUUGACAUCACCAAGCACCAGACGUACGAUGUGGUGGAGCGUUGGCUGAAGGAGCUCUACGACCACGCCGAGGCCAGCAUCGUGGUCAUGCUGGUGGGGAACAAGACCGACCUCGCGCAGGCUCGGGAGGUGCCCAUGGAGGAGGCCAAAAUGUUUGCAGACAACAAGGGGCUGCUGUUUGUGGAGACCUCGGCGCUCGACUCCACCAACGUCGAGCAGGCGUUUGAGACCAUCCUGAAGGAGAUCUUCCACAAGGUGCAGAAGCAGAAGCAGAGGAGCAACCAGAGCAACACGGUGUCACUCGCCAGCGAGAGCCCGGAGGUCACGGCCCCGGCGCAGACGGAGAAGCGCCCGUGCUGCGUGGCCAUCUGACCCCCCCGGGACCCCCCCGGGGACCCCCUGGGACCCCCCGCAGCCCCGGGACACGCCAGUGGCCUCGAGCUGGGUCUGCCUCCGCUCAGACUCAUCUGGCCACCGGCACAGGCUGGUGCCACCCAGCCCGCGGUGCCACCCCCGUCCUGGGGCAGUGGGGACCAACAGCCCGGAGAGUGGCCAAAUUCUGCCAUAAAUGGUGAGAAGCACCAGUGCUGGGGGCUCUGCUCUGUCUGCUUCGUUAUACCGGGCCUUGAUUAGCAUCACCACCGUCCCCAUGGACCCCCCCAGCCCCUCUGGACCCCCCCAGCCCCUCCAGACCCCUGGUGCAGAGGACUGAGAUACCCCCGGGCACCGCUGGGGAAGGAGCCAGGAGGUUCUGGCCACCAUCAUGCCAGCGAUGGUAGCCACUCUGUCUGACCCUGGGGUUGCUCCCGUGUGGCCACCCAGUGCCAC